This is a messenger RNA of Saccostrea cuccullata (small rock oyster), 3587 nucleotides long. Its product is annotated as inositol polyphosphate 5-phosphatase OCRL-like. The record is from RefSeq and is a predicted model, not a curated record. The transcript is spliced from 26 exons. Gene Ontology annotation, biological process: signal transduction; phosphatidylinositol dephosphorylation. NCBI's taxonomy places the organism in Eukaryota, Metazoa, Mollusca, Bivalvia, Ostreida, Ostreidae. Gene Ontology annotation, molecular function: phosphatidylinositol-4,5-bisphosphate 5-phosphatase activity; inositol phosphate phosphatase activity. Bases 169 to 3063 code for a protein of 964 amino acids.
GGUUCGAGAUACAGAAACUGCAACUAUGACAAAUUCAAUUUCCUGCGAAAACAAAAAUUGAAUGCGAAAUACGAGUAAGAAACUUGAUCACAACUCCAGGUGAAUUCCUAAUAGUGAUAAAUCAAAGAUACGCUUGAAUGGAACCAAAUUGAUAAUGUUGCACGCGGAAUGGAGGUCACGCCAUUUGUGAGGAGACGAUUGCGAGCAGACGAAAAAGUCCUGUACUGCGUUCUGGGUCGGAUCAUAGAAGACAACAUCCAAGCCGAACGGUACAUCGCAGUUGUACAGAAACAGGCAGAUACAGCGUUAUUCCUGUUUUCGUCCCGGGGAAUCCCCUGCACCAGUGAGAAUGAUUUAUCUGUAGAGGAUGUGAUCAAAAUUAACGAGGAUUUCCAUUUCCGACAAAACAAUGUCAACAGACAGUCCUCUCUGGACGAUUUUGAUCCUCUGAAAAACACUGAGCAGGUGGUCGAUCUUUUUGUGGGAGGCAAGAACAUCAGGGUACUGUUAAAAGAUCCUGUGGCAGCCAAGUCAUUAAUCACCUACCUACAGAAAGCUCAGAGUCAGCUCCCUCAAGGUGCCCCCCAGGGCCUCCCUUCCUCCUUUGCUUGGACAGACAGGUACCGCCACUCCCAGUCCGAAUGUCUAGCUGUACAGGACUUGGACAAUCCCUUUGGGAUUGACACAUUUAAACCAGAGAAGUCACAGAACCCGUUUCAAGAGGACGUUUUUGACCCACUGAAAUACAUGAAUAUUUCGGAUGGAGACAAUGUUGUGGCAACAGACCAAGUUGAGAUGAGAAGGAAGACGAGCCCAAUGGUUGAGGACAAUAUGACGGACUCCACACCCGGUCUACGUAAGGCAGAGAGUAGAGACUCCCUGGAUCUGCUAGAGGAAUACUACAAUGAGGAGGACAGCGGGGCAUUCCCCGACUCCCUGAAGAUGAUCACCAAUCAGCUGGGGAUCCCGGGGUCAGGGGUCGAGCUGGUCAACAACCUUAAGCCGACCACGGCCCGGGAACACGUGGUCAGACAUUACAUGAGGAUGAGGGAGGAAGAGUUCACCUACAAGAAAUACUACACUGUGUUUUGUGGAACUUGGAAUGUGAAUGGCCAGAGUCCUCCUAUGGCACUGAAGCACUGGUUAAACAGACUGGACACUCCACCAGAUAUAUAUGUCAUAGGAUUCCAGGAGCUAGAUCUUAGUAAUCAAGCCUAUGUGUUUAGUGACUCUGCGAAAGAAGAACAGUGGCACAACGCAGUCAGGAAGAGUCUGCCCGCAAAAGUCCGAUACAGAAAGGUGAAGCUUAUUCGUAUGGUGGGGAUCAUGUUAUUGGUGUACGUCAAGGAUUCCGUAGCACCAGAUGUUCCUCCUCAUUUUAUAGAUGCUGAUUCGGUGCCCACUGGAAUCAUGGGAAUUAUGGGUAAUAAAGGAGGGGUGGGGGUGAGGAUGACUCUACACAAUACCUCCCUGUGUUUUAUCAACACACACUUAGCAGCUCAUCAAGACGAAUACGAACGAAGAAACCAGGACUACAGAGAUGUGGAGGGUAAGAUGAGAUUUAAACAGUUCAUGCCACCAUUGACCAUAUCAGAGCAUGAUCAGAUAUUUUGGAUUGGUGAUCUGAACUACAGGAUAAAUGGGCUGGACAUUGACAAAGUGAAGACAAUGAUUGACAAGGGGAAGUACCCAGACCUCCUCAGCUAUGACCAGCUUCAUCAACAGUUAAAUAGAUCUGAUGUGUUUAAGGGCUACAGGGAAGGCCAGAUAAACUUCAAGCCCACGUAUAAAUACAACACAGGAACCAAUGAAUGGGACUCUAGUGAGAAGAACAGGAUUCCAGCCUGGUGUGACAGGAUUCUGUAUAAAGGAGAGGGGAUAGAACAACUUCACUACUCCUCCCACCCCGACCUACUUAUCAGUGACCACAAACCUGUGUCCUCCCUGUUCCAGAUAGAGGUAAAAGUGAUAGAUAAAGAAAAGUCCAAUAAGGUAUAUGAAGACGUAAUGAAAAAGCUGGACCGACUAGAAAACGACUACCUACCUCAAGUCAAGCUAGACAAAACAGAGUUCGUGUUUAAAGAUGUGAUGUUUAUAGAGAUGAGAUCAGAAAUUCUGACUGUAUGUAAUACUGGCCAGGUUCCUGUGGAGUUUGAAUUUAUAAACAAACUAGAAGAGAAGAGUUAUUGUCAACCGUGGCUCAAAAUCUCCCCCUACAAAUCUGUGAUAACCCCAGGAUCCAGUUGUGAAAUCCAUUUAGACGUGCUGGUGGAGAAGACGUGCGUAGCGGCAUUAGAUGCGUCCAAUCACGUGCUAGACGACAUCCUGGUCCUACAUCUGAAUGGUGGGAAGGACUUCUUUGUAACGGUGAAUGGCAAUUUUAUCCCAUCCAGCUUUGGUUGUUCACUAGAGGCUCUUGUCCAGAUGCAUGGACCAAUCAGAGAGACUCCUACAGCUCAGCUGAUAGAAAUAGAGCAGCCAGGCAGUCUGAUGUCCCGGGAUCUAACACAGGGAGGGAGGCUGUACGCUGUACCUAAAGAAGUCUGGAGGCUUGUCGACCAUAUCUGGCAUUACGGGAGAGACCAGAGUGAGCUGUUUAUACAGGCAGGAUUAACUAAAGAGCUACAGGCCAUCAGAGACUGUCUAGAUACGGGUGUACCUGAUAAGAUCCCUGGUAGCAUUCACUCCGUGGCCGAGGCCUUGUUACUAUUUUUAGAAUGCCUCCCUGACCCAGUUAUCCCCAGCAGGGUUUACUACAGAUGCUUAGAAUGUUCUGCCAACUACAUGGUCUGUAAACAGGUGAUUUCCCAGAUCCCAGAACACCACAAGAACCUGUUCCGCUAUUUAUGUGCGUUCUUAAGGGAACUCCUCAACCAUUCCCAGCAGAACAACCUGGACAUUAAUAUACUGUCCUCUAUAUUUGGAGAAAUCUUCCUGCGUCCCCCUCCUAACACCUUAGCCCGAUCUAUAUCCUCCCCCGCCCAGAAAGCCAGACAGAAGGAGGAGGAGAUGAAGAGAGCGGCCUUUGUGGGCCACUUUCUGGCUAACGAGUUUGAUGAAUAACAAAGCCAUACAUUAGCCAGCUGUUAUGUAGCUUAGUGAAUAGUAGGAUAUAGGAUGAUAAUGUCCUUUAGGUGCUGUGGAGCUAUUUUUGUCUUAAGGAUCUGUGAUGGAUAAUAUUGCAUUUAUGGUUUUAUGAAACACACGGAGAAUUCUGGGAUAUGUGUGAAAGUAUCGGUUGAUUAUUCAUGAUUGGAAUUAAUUUAUAGGUAUCUGCUUGGGACUUUCUUGAAAAAUGUUACAAGAGAUUAGAUAACCUUGAAGGAAAGAUUGUUGAAGAUGCUGUAUUUUACAAGACAAAAAGUUGACAAAAGAGUGUUAAAAUUAUAUUAGAAAGAAAAAGAAAUAUGCAUUUGGAUGGAAUAUACAAAACCAGCACAAAAUCAAUUCAGAAUUGUAUUUUGUGAUGCAGUGUCAGUUUUAAACCUGAUAAAUAUGCCAUUGAAUGCCCCAAACUGCUGUUAUAGAGAAGGACUUAGUGAAAUACAUAAUUAACCACCAACAAUGGCAACAUACCAAGUCUAACA